CUCCCACCCCCACUCCCUCAUCCCCAAGUCGGAGAGUUGGGGCUCCGCCCUUUCCCCCUCCCCCUAUCGGGCGAGGGGCCGGCUGGCGGGCGAGGGCCCCGGAUCAAUCACAGCCGGCGGUGGGAGCGCCGCCCCGCUCCCGCCUACCCGCCGCCGUCGCCGCCGCCACCACCGCCAGUGGAGAUCCGGCUUCCAAGCGAGUUCCCACGGCCGGUGGGCAGCGGUCGCAGCUGCAGGCGGAGACAGGGGGCAGCGCCACCGCCGGCCAUCGGAGGGGGACGGGGGCGGGGAAGGGAAGAAGAGAAGAGUUCUGGGCUUUUCCAUCAGUCCCGGGUCUCGGGGGGCGGCUUUCGGCUGUCCUUGCGCCCCCUCCCCGCCAGGCGAUGGCUUCCAAACUCCUGCGGGCCGUCAUUCUGGGCCCUCCGGGCUCGGGCAAAGGGACCGUGUGCCAGCGGAUCGCCGAAAACUUUGGGCUCCAGCAUCUCUCCAGCGGCCACUUCCUUCGGGAGAACAUCAGGACGGACACGGAAUUGGGGGUUCUGGCCAAGCAGUACAUCGACCAGGGCCUCUUGAUUCCGGAUCACGUGAUCACGCGGCUCAUGGUGUCCGAACUGGAGUCCAGACGGGUCCAGCCGUGGCUGCUUGACGGCUUUCCCCGGACGUUAACGCAGGCCGAAGCCCUGGACAAGAUCUGUGAGCCGGACUUGGUGAUCAGCUUGAACAUUCCAUUUGAAACUCUCAAAGACCGUCUGAGCCGCCGCUGGAUUCAUCUUCCCAGUGGGAGGGUCUACAACCUGGAGUUCAACCCACCCCAAGUACAGGGAGUUGAUGACAUCACCGGAGAGCCGCUGAUUCAGCAGGAGGCCGAUAAGCCGGAGUCCGUCGCUGCUCGCCUGAGACAGUACAAGGAGGUGGCGAAGCCCGUCAUAGAAUUAUACAAGCACCGAGGUAUCCUCCACUCCUUUUCUGGGACAGAGACGAACAAAAUCUGGCCGUACGUUUACUCGCUCUUUUCCAACAAAAUGGCGUCCAUUGGAUCGAAAGAAGCCUAAUGAAGAACGUGGAGGAUGUGGUUGUUCAUUAAAUUGUGUGUGUAGUAUUGGUGCCGUGUUCAAAUUAGAAGCUAAUUGAGAUCACUUGAAGCGCCUUCCUUGCUUCUCCCAGGGAGUGGAUUUAAAGAUGAAUCUAUUUAGAGAAUUGACCAAAAGUAGGGCCCUCUACCCUUAGGAAGGAAGUCUCAAAGAGUGUAGAAAAGUAGAUGCUCGGCGUGUGUGUGGACCCCCUCGAUGAGAGCAGUAUGGGGAGGGCUCGAGCCCUGGAUGACUUCUCUCAACCGCCUCUCGUUGGGAGUGGCGGGUGGCUUUCCAUCAUGGCGCCCUCUGGGCGUGGGGAUGGUGGGAUGGUGGGGAUGGGAGCUGUGCCACCCAGCUGUGGGAAUGGAGACCUCCAAGGACUUUGGCCCCACCUUGAUGACAGAACUCCUGCCUCCGCCUCCAUCCUUGUAGCCAAGCCCCAUCUUCCCGCUGCCUCUGUCAGAGGGCUCUCUGGGCUUCUGGCUUUCCUUUUCUUCCUUCCUUCUGGACGUGAGCGCUCUCUCUCCUCGGUCCACAGGAUUUUUUUCAUGCCUCUGAGAAGAAAGGCUUAAGGACCACCUUUGCUCCUCAGCUCUGCCCCUGUGCAAGCUACCCCAUGGCUAAUGGUGGAGAUGCAUGUGCCAUUGGAAGUCUCUGACAUCCUCUUUGGAUGGAAUGAGUAGAAUCCAUUCAGCCCCGGCUUUGAGUUUCCCCUUGGUGUGCGGCUCUCCUUUCCUUUCAUGGACGAAUAGGCCCCUCCAGAGUCUUGCACUGGAUUUAGUGGCCCAGAGAGGACUCGCACACCAUCUCCUGGGCUGGAAGACCACCCUCAGAGAGUAAUUAAAGCAGGCCUAGAGGCGGUGUGGUAGAGUGGAUUGAGCACUGCUCUUGGAGUUGGGAAGAGGAGUUCCAAACCCCCUCCUGCAGAUGGCUUUUUCUUUAGCUUUGUGACUGGGGGGGGGGUGAGUCUUUUCAUGCCUGCCUCAGUUUACUUGUCCGUAUAAUGGGGGGGAGGGUUGGAUUGGAGGACCUUCCAACUCUUAACUUGAUGCUUUUACUUGAGAAGACACUUUCGUUGUUCCUGAAAAAUAAACUAUUCGAGAGAUGCUGCUAAACAUGAGUGCCCUGUCCUGGGAGGGAGCCCUACAGCACCCUUGUAGAGAUGCAGACGAGAGCCAGGGGCCCAUGUGGAGACAUAAAACCUCUGCAUUAGCUGAGUGUAGACCGAGUCUGAUAGCUUUAUUCCUAUAGGACAGAGGGUCGGGGAUCUGGAUCCUGAAGGGUGAGCCCCCAUCCUUGUUUCCUCUGGAAAAUCUGAGAAAAUGAAAUGUAUUCCUGCUGCCUUACUACUCAGGAGCGUCCUUUUCCGUGAUUGGGGGGACUUUACCUGAGGAGAUGCUCUGAUGGGGUUUCUGGAAGUGACCUCCCCCCGCUCCCCCCCAAAUGGCACCCCAAUGGGUCGAAGAGGGCCCUGUUUGGGCACUGGAUGAUGGAGCUGAAAUGCGUCCUUUACUUGCCGAAGCCCCUCUCAUUGGGUGUCUCGGCCUCGGGGACCUGGACGUCGUCUGCCUUCAGAAGGGGCCCCCAGCUUCUUGCCCAACUGUCUCUCCUCCUCUCUGCCCUGAUGGAACGGAGCUGUUGGGCUCUCUUGUGGCUGUCUUGGUGGGAGCCAAGUUUUCUACUGUUGUACCGGGUGAGUGGGUGGAAAGGGAUUGUUCAUUUUUCUGAUUUGUGUCAUUAAAGUGCCCACGAAGGGCUUUUGGAAUGUG
Messenger RNA from Monodelphis domestica (gray short-tailed opossum), 2842 nucleotides. It is a transcript of the gene AK4, whose product is annotated as adenylate kinase 4. Gene Ontology annotation, cellular component: mitochondrion. The record is from RefSeq and is a predicted model, not a curated record. Lineage: Eukaryota; Metazoa; Chordata; Mammalia; Didelphimorphia; Didelphidae. Gene Ontology annotation, molecular function: AMP kinase activity; ATP binding. Gene Ontology annotation, biological process: nucleobase-containing compound metabolic process.